UGGCGGCUCUUGUGAGGGCAGUUCCUGUUGGAGAAGGCAGAGGCAGCUCAUCCCCUAUAGGUCCCCUGGACACCAUGUUGGGAGCCAGGCUCCAGACCCAGCAGAAUACCAGCCUGUCGUCCUCGGGCUUUGGGAUGAAACUGGAGUCUGUCACUCCGUUCCUGGGGAAGUAUCGCCCCUUUGUGGGCCGCUGCUGCCAGACCUGUACUCCUAAGAGCUGGGAGGACCUCUUCCACAGAAGCAUUACAGAUCUCGGUUUCUGCAAUGUCAUCUUGGUGAAGGAGGAAAACACCAGGUUUCGAGGCUGGCUUGUUCGGAGGCUCUGCUAUUUCCUGUGGUCAAUGGAACAGCAAAUACCCUCCUGCCAGGAUAUCCCACAGAAGAUCCUGGAAAGCCCUGGGGUACAGAACAUCAUCUUAGGGAGGACACCCGGGGGCGCUGGGGAAGGUCAGGUGCCAAAUUUUGUGAAGAAAGAGGUACAGCGCGUCCUGGACCACAUCCAGGCCCCACCCCGCCCCUUGCUGCUCAGGCUGUUCAGCUGGCUGAUGCUUCGCCUCCUCAACUGCCUCUUCCUGAAUGUGCAGCUCCACAGGGGACACAUGAAGAUGGCGCGCAAGGCCGCGCAGCGGGGCUUGCCUCUCGUCCUCCUCUCCACCCACAAGUCGCUCCUCAAUGGGAUCUUGCUGCCCUUCGUGCUGCUGACCCAGGGCCUGGGCGUGCUUCGUGUGGCCUGGGACCCCCACACCUGCUCCCCUGCCCUCAGAGCUCUGCUGAGGAAGCUGGGAGCACUUUUCCUGCCUCCAGAAGCCAACCUUGCCCUGGACAGCUCUGCGGGAGUCCUUGCCAGGACUGUGGUCCGUACAGCCAUAGAGCAGCUGCUGCUCAGCGGGCAGCCCCUACUCAUCUUCCUGGAGGAGCCCCCUGGACCCCAGGCGCCGCGGCUGUCAGCCCUGGGUCAGGCCUGGCUGGGAGUGGUGGUGCAGGCAGUCCGGGCAGGCACCAUCCCCGAUGCUGUGCUGGUGCCAGUGGCUGUCACCUACGACCUGGUCCCAGAUGCACUGCCUGACUUGUCCCAUGCCCCCACCCCUUUGGGGCUGUGGACUGGAACGCUGGCUGUCCUGCGGAGCCUGUGCAGCUGCUGGGGUCGUAGCCACCGGGCCUGUGUCCGUGUGCACCUCGCCCAGCCCUUCUCCCUGCAGGAAUACACCAUCAAUGCCAGAAGCUGCUGGGGCAGCAGGCAGACCCUGGAGCAGCUGCUGCUGCCCAUCGUGCUGGGACGAUGGACCGCCAUCCCAGACACCGAGAAGGAGCAGGAGUGGACUCCGCUAACAGCCCCCCUGCUGGCCCUGCAGGAAGAGGACCAGCUCCUGGUGCGGAGGCUGAGCCGCCACAUCCUGAAUGCCAGUGUGGCAAGCUCGGCGGUGAUGAGCACAGCCAUCAUGGCGACGCUGCUGCUGGUCAAGCACCAGAAGGGCGUGUUCCUGUCGCAGCUCCUGGGAGACUUCUCCUGGUUGACGGAGGAGACGCUGCUGCGCGGCUUUGACGUGGGCUUCUCCGGGCAGCUCCGCUGCCUUGUGCAGCACACCCUGGGCCUGCUGUGGCCACACGUGGCACUGCUGCGCGUCCACCAGGGGGACUUGGUGGUGGUGCCACGGCCCGGCCCCAGCCUCAUGCACCUGGCACGUCUGAGUGCGGAGCUGCUGCCCGCCUUCCUGAGUGAGGCUGUGGGUGCUUGUGCUGUGCGGGGGCUGCUGGUGGGCAGAGUUCGGCCUGAGGGGCGCUGGGAGCUGCAGGAAGUGGAGCUGCUGAGCCAGAAUGAACUGUACCGCCAGAUACUGCUGCUGCUGCACCUGCUGCCACAGGACCUGCUGCUCCUGCAGCCCUGCCAGUCUUCCUACUGCUACUGCCAGGAGGUGCUGGACCGCCUUAUCCAGUGCGGGCUCCUGGUUGCUGAGGAGAUCCCAGGCUCCCGGUCGGCCUGUGACACAGGGCGGCAAUGCCUGAGUGCAAAGCUGCUGUGGAAGCCGAGUGGGGACUUCACUGACAGUGACAGUGACGACUUCCAGGAGGCUGAGGGCCGGUACUUCAGGCUCAGCCAGCAGUCACGCUGCCCCGACUUCUUUCUCUUUCUCUGCCGUCUGCUCAACCCACUGCUCAGGGCCUUUGCACAAGCAGCUGCCUUCCUCUGCCAGGGACAGCUACCUGACACAGAACUGGGCUACUCGGAGCAGGUGUUCCAGUUCUUGCAGGCCAAGGCCAAGGAGGAAGGCUGCUUCGAGUGUGUGGACCUAAAGCUUGCGGCCAGUGCUGUCUGGACCUUUAGAGACUUGGGGGUGCUGCAGCAGACGCCCAGUCCGGCAGGGCCCUUGCUCAACCUGUCUCCAACAUUUGCCAACCGGGACAACCAGGAAAAGCUGGAACAGUUCAUCCUGCAGUUCGUCUGUGGCUAGGACUGGGGGAGGAGCCCUUGUUGGGGGACCUCUCAGAGUCAGGACGCGGCCAAGCCCUAGUGUCAGCACACAGAUGGAGAAGGGCCUGGCAAAUACUCCCUGGACUAUCAGUCUGCGGUCCGACCAGCUACUUUAGUGUGAUACAUGGGGACGCGUGCUUCCCCAAGCCCA
Messenger RNA from Echinops telfairi (small Madagascar hedgehog), 2621 nucleotides. RefSeq names its product glycerol-3-phosphate acyltransferase 2, mitochondrial (gene GPAT2). The coding region runs from base 75 to 2450 and encodes 791 amino acids. The record is from RefSeq and is a predicted model, not a curated record. NCBI's taxonomy places the organism in Eukaryota, Metazoa, Chordata, Mammalia, Afrosoricida, Tenrecidae. Gene Ontology annotation, cellular component: mitochondrial membrane. The transcript is spliced from 22 exons.